This is a messenger RNA of Giardia duodenalis, 1671 nucleotides long. Its product is annotated as Multidrug resistance protein B. The transcript has a single exon. Bases 1 to 1671 code for a protein of 556 amino acids. Gene Ontology annotation, molecular function: transmembrane transporter activity. Gene Ontology annotation, biological process: transmembrane transport. The record is from RefSeq and is a predicted model, not a curated record. NCBI's taxonomy places the organism in Eukaryota, Fornicata, Diplomonadida, Hexamitidae. Gene Ontology annotation, cellular component: membrane.
AUGAUAGAGAGCGCAGCCUCAGACGCUGACCAUUUACUCCAUAACGCUGACCCUGAGAGUCUGCCUUCUGAAGACACACCUCAGGACACAUGCCAAACUUGCGAUCAGAUUGAGGUGGUGUCCAUUCAGGAGUCUACCGGGGAGGCCCUACCGAAGGAACGGUGCUGUAUGCGGUGUAGGAACAAGUAUAAGCCUGGAAAAGCGUCUUUUCUCUCCCAAUUUCCGUAUCUCAUCUCUAUAUUUGCGUCCAUCGGUUAUGACCAGCAGGUCAUGGCCCUGGCUCUUCCUCAGCUCAGCUCAGUCUAUGGGACUACCUCCAGCCAGAUGCAAUGGAUCAUCACAUCCUUCUACAUCGCAAACGCAGCCACAUCCGUCCUUAAUGGCCAUGUGGGGAAUAUGGUUGGCCCCAUCAUAUACACCCGCAUACUCUCCAUCGCUGCAGUCUGCCUUUACAUAGCAUCCAUCUUCAUGCCAAGAUUGGAACUGAUAAUACUUCUUAGGAUCUUCUCAGGGUACAGUGCAUCGGGACUUGUGGCCUGCAAGAACGCCCUCACCAAGUCGCUCAGUCCACCAGACAAACUUCAGAAGUACCUCAUGUGGCAGAUGACUGCGGUGAAUAUUAUCGCUGUCAUUAUCCCGUUCAUUGGAGGGGAGCUUGUUGACUAUAUGGGAUGGCAGAGCAUCUUUGUCGUCUGUGCUGUCCUGAACCUGUGCACAGUCAUUAAUAGCUUCAUAAUACCAAACCCGUACAAGACAAAGCUCAAGGUUCGCUUCGACUAUGGUGGCACGAUUCUGUUAACUAUUGCCGUGACCUCCUUUUGUCUUCUCUUCAGUUUCCUGGCCAUGAAUGCCUUCAUUCUGACCGCUAUAUUUGCAAUUAUGACUAUAGUAUUUUCCAUAUUCUUCUAUCUAAUCGAACGGAAAGUUCCUUAUCCGCUCAUACUAUUCAAAGCACUGCAGAAUCCAAUUGGGGCCAUGUAUUUUGUUUACGUUAUGCUAAACGUGAUAUCUUCUGGUUAUACUAUUCUAUUGCCGUAUGUCUUUACGAAAAAGUAUGGACUCAGCAGCCUUUCCAUAGGAAUGAUUAGUGGUUCCUCCUGCGUUUUGCGAAUAGUAGCGUCUGCAGUCACGCCGCUGAUAGAUUCUAGGGUUGUCAGGCGCCAUAUAAUUGGAUUUGCAUUCCUGGGGUCGUCUGUUGUUACUGCACUGGGUGCAUGCUUCUUGGGAGUGCACAUUUCGCUGGCAAUCAUCAUGCAAAUGAUACAAACGUUUCUUCUGGGGGUUGCCGGCACGCUCCUGUUCCCGAUGGUUCUUACUACUGCGCCACAGAAGUACUCUGCUUUGAUGAAUGGGCUUCCCACCAUGUCCAGAACCAUGGGGUCUUCCAUCGGGAAUUCAUUGUUCACUGCAAUCCAGAAUUUUAUUUUGCUGAUUGACUAUGGUCAGGCAGAGAUGUCUGGCCCUGACGACCCGUACUAUAUUAAGUCAUAUGUGUACGGAUGCCAGGUUAGCUUCUUCGUCGUGACUGGAUUGGCCAUCAUGGCAGGUAUCAUAUCUAUCCUGAGAAUACGUAACUCUAUAGAGGAGAAGAACAAAUACCUAUUCAAAGCAACUCAAAUUCCAUUACCGUAUGACGAGGACGAAGUAGAUGAUAAAGAAGAUAAAAUCUAA